This is a messenger RNA of Achroia grisella, 1297 nucleotides long. Its product is annotated as CLIP domain-containing serine protease HP8-like. NCBI's taxonomy places the organism in Eukaryota, Metazoa, Arthropoda, Insecta, Lepidoptera, Pyralidae. The transcript is spliced from 4 exons. The coding region runs from base 185 to 1000 and encodes 271 amino acids. Gene Ontology annotation, biological process: proteolysis. The record is from RefSeq and is a predicted model, not a curated record. Gene Ontology annotation, molecular function: serine-type endopeptidase activity.
AGUUGAACAACUUGAUUGUCACAUUCGCGUCCCAUCAAGCGGGGAGAACGGACAUCAAAAUAGGCUAUGCCUUUUUGUCCGUUUGUCCUCGGACAUCCUCAAAACCUUUUAUAAAGAGGUCAGGAUAUAAAGUUGAUUAUAAGAAUCAACCAUCAUUACAGUGAAAGUGUAUUCAGGUCCCAUCAUGAAAAUGUUCUCCGUGAUUGUUUUGUUUCGGUGUUUUGUGUUGUGCGUGUCACAUGCAAAUCUACGCGACAACCCUGUGCUCAAAUGUGGUGUGGAAGCAAGCUCCAGCCUGAUCCACCAUAACCCAUGGCUUGUAUACCUUCAGUAUUACCGGAGGGACCAUGUGGCUGACAUCAGAUGUGCUGGCACACUGAUUGAUAGCAGACAUAUCGUUACAGCGGCGCAUUGUGUCAAGAAAAUUAAAUACCAACGUCUGGCGGCCCGUCUCGGCGAGUAUGACGUCUCAUCCGAUUUGGAUUGUCUUCAGGGUAUCUGCUCCGAGACUGUGGACAUAGAGAUUUCAGAUGUAUUCAUACAUCCAGGGUACGAUUCGCACAGACAUGACAUAGCUGUGCUUAGGCUUGCUAAAGAAGCACCAUAUACAGAUUUCAUCCGCCCAGUUUGCCUACCCACUGGGGCAGUCAGACAAGACGUUACUUUCUACGCAGCUGGAUGGGGCGUCAAACCUUCGACGUACCUUUACAGUAACCUGAAGAAAAUCAUACCCUUACCCUAUUGCCCUACAUCACAGUGCCAAAAAGCGUAUUCUAACUUGAAUUUAACUGAUGAUAUCAUUUGCGCUGGUGGUGAAGAGGGAAUCGACACUUGUAAGGGAGAUUCUGGUGGACCACUCAUGUGGAUCAAGGAGAGAACAGAACUGUGGGGCGUGACUAGUUCAGGGAACGUCAUCUGUGGUACUAAAGGAGCGCCCGCUAUUUACACUAGUGUGCCAGAACAUUUGGACUGGAUCAAAACAGUGAUAGAAGACUUAUAAAAUGCCUUAUUAUUGUGUAGCGUAUCAUAAAGUUUGAGUAUCUCUUCGUCAGAGUUAGUGCGGUCAUACAGCAAUGCAAUGCCGUCAAUAACAGUCAUUAUCGCACUGAUUCAUGUUUUUUAGUUAAUUUGUAAAAUUUUAUGCGGCAAUUGUUUUUAUUUUUUUAAUUUUAUAUUAAAGGAAUAAUUCGAUUUAUUUUUGAUAUAUAUAGUAUAAUGGGUUCUGAAUAUGCAGCUAAUUAGAGUUUGAAAUAAUAUUACCACAAAUGACAAUAAUGUAAUAUUACAUAGCUUUACA